Molecule: messenger RNA, 4164 nt
Organism: Lachancea sp. 'fantastica'
Lineage: Eukaryota; Fungi; Ascomycota; Saccharomycetes; Saccharomycetales; Saccharomycetaceae
Source: the annotation of a GenBank genome assembly
AUGAGCGUUGAUGAAAGUUUUGGAGACGAGACCAUCGAACAGAGCAUUUUCAGCAGAGAAGAUUACUAUCCUACACCCAAUGAGUCGAAAUUAAGCUACGCGCAGCGAGGCAAAAGUAGUCUGAUCAUGAGAACAGACUUGUACGCACUAAUUGUGAAACUAACGUCGCCAAUAGAUGCAAUUGAGUACAUGUUUCUGUCGGAUUUUUUUCUGUCGUAUCGCAAAUUCAUGAAACCUAUUGAACUUUUAGAUCUGCUGAAAUGUAGACUUCAAUGGACAUUUAACGAAAUUAUGUGUGGCAAUAGUAGCCGCGAGAAAAUCGGCCAGGUAGCAGCGGUGCGCACGUUUGUGGUGUUUAGACAUUGGAUUCUAAAUUAUUUUGCUCAAGAUUUCCUCACAGACGCAGUGUUGAGAAAGAAGUUCGUUUCGGACAUUAACGAACUACAAUGGGAUAACUCUAAGCCGACCCCGAAACUUAUACAGGGAAUCGUCAUAACGAUCAAAAAAUCGUGGGUCAUGUGUCUGAAGCUGAUGUGGGAAGACGUUUCACCAGACAUUACACCGUCCAAUCCCGAAGAAUGGCUGCAUUUCCCAAUUCGAGACAUAACACCCGAAUCACUGCCUUCUGGUGAGGGAGGCAAACGGCUUAGCUUUUAUGCUCUUCAAAGCUCUCAAAAUCCCGAAUUUCGUAAUAGAAGUGUUCUUUCUCUCUACAUGUCCAAAGAAAAUUUCCAGCUACCAGAAACAAGCGACGAAUCGAGUCCUAAAACAAGCGUCAAGGUCAAACAGCGUACCGCUAGUAUGUUUCUGUUUCCACGAGAUAACUCCUCUCCCGUCGUUUUACAACCCAAAGGAGGCAAUUCCCACGAGGAUAAUAGUAGUGGAUUCGUGAUACCUAAAACCGGCAGCGUUACUGAAGUAAUAAAAGACUUACACGUACCUCCAACGCCAUCUGUUGACAAAUUGAUUCCUCCGACUCCUGCUAAGAACAUCGAGUUUAUACUCAGAUCUUCGUAUCUACCUUCGAGAGGCGCCAGAGACAACACUGAACGCCGUAAGAAAGAAAGCACGGGAAUGUUGGGUCUUUUGUCAAAAUGGAAGCGUAAUCAUAACACAAGAGUUGUUCCCACGCAGGCAAAACAACAAUCUACAAACUUCGAAAUUGAAAACUUCAUCAAGCUGGUAUUCUCCAUCACCUCAUUAGAAAAUAAAGAUGGCGAUGAAAUGCAAAAACUACUCAGCACAGCAUCUUCAAAAUUUGACAUUUUGAGCGCAAGGACUAUAGACGAGGUAGAGUAUUUCAUUGCCAAGGAGAACGAGCUCUUGGCAAAAGUUUCACAUCAAGGGAGGUAUUUUGACCUUCAGAAAGAUACUCGCCCAAGAUCGUCGGCGGCAAAUCCAGAAGCGACUAGUGCCAUGGAUAAUCUCAAUCUUUACAAAACUGUGAGUUUCAUUGCGUCUUCCGUUAUCUCUCUUUCAAAAACGCUCCAAAGUCAUCAAAUAACCUCUCCUUCUUAUGCCGCAUUUGAGAGGCGCCGAGUAAAUAGCGUUGACGGCUCUUUCAAAGACAAUAGGGCUGUCACCAGAGCAGCAACCCUGCGCUCAAACACAAGAUCCCCUAUUCUUACGAAUGAUGGGCCACGCAAACUGGUAUUUCAUGGGCAGGACAACGUUGCAUUGAAAAGGACGGGUGAGCAACAAGAAACUUCUGCUGCGGUACUGAGAUCUUCCGCCGGUGUUUGGAGUCACUCGGCACCAAACUUGGUAAGCCCUCUUCCUAAAAGCAUGAAGGAGACUCAAGAAAAGAAAUCUAGUCAGAGCCCGACACGCAACUUGCUGCGGCUAUCUUCUAGUAUCAUAGAAGUUGACGACAUGGACUCUAAUUCUAACCGCAGUAAUACGCUCGAAGCAGGAUUGAGUGAAAGCCACAGCAUCAGCUCUCAUUCGCCUGUUAUUAAGAGAAAGGAUGGCCUUCAAAAUCUAAGGGAAUUCAACUUCGAGGAAGAUUUGGAGUCUGAAAAUACAAAUCAUACAUUGCAUGAAAUUGUGACAGAUGAUUCUCCCGUAAAUCUUCUACAAAAAUCUGCUCAAGCUAGUAAAGUUGAUGAAGACAAUUCGAGCUUUAUCACCUCAAAUGAAAAUAUCAGUAUACGCGAAAGCGCUGGGCACAUAACGCCUGCUUCAUCGAUUGCGCAUAGAUCCGUGAGUAGCAACACCGGGCGUAUAAGUCUUCUGGGAAGCCGAAAUCCUAGAACCAGUCUACUGAAACCAGUAGCGCAGAUAAGCAGUGUUGUUAAAGAUGAUGCUUUCAAAAGGCUGGACAAUGAACUUCUGAAUAAUCAAGAGGAAAUUCGGCAUUUGGAGGAAAGAACAUCUUUCAUGAAUCUCAAUGAAGCGAGAAAACACGAAUCCAAAGCUUCGCAAGUAUCACUCACUUCCUCCGUUCCUACAGACCAACUGUAUGCAUCAAGAAACCCAAGUCCGAGGAAAGAAAUUGGCGAGAGUAAUGGUAAAGAGGAUUUUACAGCUAAUCAGAAACUGGUCCGCUUGUCCCUCGUACCGAGCAUACGUUCAAUUGUAAGUGAAGAUUCUUUCUCCACUUUCCAUACCGUGGACACUUUCAGUCAACUCUCGACGAGUAGCAAGGUUGAGCAUGUCUCGGGAACAGGUGCCUCUUUCAUUGAUUACUCCUUGAACGGGGCUGUUAAAGAGUCUUUGACAAUUGCGGAUAGUGACGACAAACCGGGCAACAAGUAUCUUUUCUCACCCGAUAAUGGCAGCAUUGACGAUGCAUCACCUGAAAAGAAUGUUGACGACUUGAAGAUUAAGUUCAUAAGCCCGGCAGGCAAUGACUCCCAGUCGAUGAACGACGGUAUAAUUUCGAUGAUCGAAGGAAAGGAGGACGGCGAGCCAAACGAGGAGCAAGAGUUGGAUGAUAUUUACAGAGAAAAGCAUCAAAAUGAGCACCAUCGGCGCACGGUCACACCUAUAGUCUCACCUUACAAGGCUGAAGACAGCAGAUUGAAUAAUCUGGCAAAUUUAACAGACGAAUCACUACAUGGUGAUCCUGUCAACGUUGCCCUCAUGAAGCUAGAAGGUACUUUUGCCUCAAAUCAGUCUAAAAACGAAAACCAAGAGACGAGCGCGGAAGAAUUGACACAGAGGCGACUGUCUGUGCUCAGAGCCAAUGACAGGAACUCUUUCUUGAUAGAGAGAAGACGGCAGGUGAAAAGUGAAAUACCAAUGACACCUCAUUCCAAGAGCCAAAAUGGCAAUACCAAUCAGAAAGCCACUGAAAGCCAGAUUCGAGAACUUUUGAGCAGUUAUACAUUACAGGACAGUAGGCUGGAUGUCACUAAUGCGGCACAGCAUGUCCCCUUCAUUUUGAUGUAUGACUCAAAGUCAAUUGCGGAACAACUGACAUUGGUGGAAAGAGAAAUUUUGAGCGAAAUAGACUGGAAAGAGCUUUUGGAUCUCAAAGUCAGUCGAAACUUUUCAUCCGUUACGAGCUGGCUGCAGCUUUUGCUGCAAAAUGUCAAUCUUUCUGGUAUCGAUCUGGCGAUCGCGCGCUUCAAUCUUACAGUUGAUUGGGUCAUCUCGGAAAUUGUGCUGACUACCGACAACAAGCUUAGAAGAAACACCAUUCAGCGCUUCAUACACGUAGCGGACCAUUGCAGAAGCUACCAAAACUACAACACAUUGAUGGAAAUAGUCCUUGGAUUGAGUUCAUUGGUGGUGCAGAGCUUCAGAGAUGCCUGGAGGCUAAUUGAACCUGGUGAUGUGCUCAUAUGGGAAACUCUGAAAAACAUUCCAUCCUUGGAAAAGAACUAUCAGAACGUCCGUGGACUACUUAAUGAUAUUGAUCCGUUGAAGGGCUGUAUACCUUUCAUUGUGGUGUAUUUGUCGGAUCUCACUCUCAACUCGGAAAAGAAUAAUUGGAUUGUCGCCAAUGAAGUCCUAAACUACAGCAAAUUUCAGACUAAUGUCCAGAUUGUGAAGAAUUUUAUUCAGAGAGCACAAUGGUCCAAAUUCUACGAUAUCCAAACAAAUGACGAGCUCUUGAGCAAAUGCGUGUACAUAAGCUGUCUUUCGCAGGCUGAGAUUACGCAGUUGAAGGACACUUUAGCGUCUCCACGCUUGGACGCUACCGAAAUUGAAGGUUGA